This is a messenger RNA of Recurvomyces mirabilis, 546 nucleotides long. RefSeq lists its product as uncharacterized. Bases 1 to 546 code for a protein of 181 amino acids. The record is from RefSeq and is a predicted model, not a curated record. Lineage: Eukaryota; Fungi; Ascomycota; Dothideomycetes; Mycosphaerellales; Teratosphaeriaceae. The transcript has a single exon.
AUGGCCUCAUUCACAAAACAGCAUACUCUCCAUUCGACGUCAAAAAUCAAAUUUCUAUCUGGUAUCGGUGGCACACUCAAGCUAUACGUGCCGUCUAUUUCUUCGAAUAUGAGCUUUCCCAACCCCAGUCCACCUUCUCCUGCUGAUCAGGAGUCCGCCAGGACGUUCUGGCAGGUCGUCGUGAGGUUGACGGACGAGAAGCGUCGGGCGGGAUCAGGACAGAUGUCUCGCGCUGCAGAGGAGCGUGAACACUUCGACUGUCUCGUACCGGGCAUACACCAGUUGUGUCCUGGCCCCGCCAGUGCAGUGGCAUCAUAUGAUCUCAACCUGGCUUGGCUGCAGUGGCAAGCCGUACUAGAGCGUGCGGAGGACAAACGCGGACUCAGAGCACAUAUGUUCGAUUUCUGCGACAAGGCGAUCGAAGACCUCCUUCACGCAGGGCUUCCGAAGAGACCAUUACCAACGGACGGGACGCUAUUUGACCCUGUGAGGUCGUGGAGAUACCCAACAGAGGAAGGGUCUCGCGAUGGUGGUGGCCGCUCAUAA